AUGUCCCAGAAUCAGUUUCGGAUUGUUGUGGGAUCGUACGAGCACAAUUUACUUUGCUUGUCCUUGAAUCUGUCUCUAGAGACACCGUUGUUUACACCAAUUUUCCAUUUCCAAGCACACGCUCUGAGUGUCAAAUGUCUAGACAUAUCCAAGCGAUACCUGGUUUCUGGCUCGAAUGAUGAGCAUAUUCGGAUCUACGACCUGCAAAAACGUAAGGAGCUCGGAAAUCUAAUGAGCCACCAGGGUUCCAUAACAACUUUGAAAUUUUCCAGAGGAACAAAACUCGCAGGGCCAGAGGUCAACGGCCCGGCUGAAACGAGCGUGGGUACCGGAAAUAGCAAGUGGCUUUUGUCGUCUUCGGAGGACCACAACCUUGUUGUAUGGAGGGUCAAGGACUGGGAAAAUUUCGGAACUUUGAAGGGCCAUCUGGGUCGCAUCAAUGAUUUCGAUAUUCAUCCGUCCAACAGAAUAGCCAUUAGCGUUAGCGAAGACCAUUCCAUUAGACUUUGGAAUUUGAUGACUAUGAAGAAAGCCGGAGUAUUGAAGCUAAAGAAAUACAACCAGAACGGUCAAGUUGUGCGAUGGUGCGGUAGCGACGGCGAGUUUUUUGCCGUUGCUCUGUCCAACAAAGUUCUGCUUUACAGAACGGCCACUGCUAAGGUGUUCCGCGAAAUAGACACAGGGAGAUCGGCCAUAAUGCACAUGGAGAUAGAGAAGAUAGACGGCGAGGAUCACGCUGUGGUCGGGUUGGGAAAUGGCUCUGUGGCCAUGUAUUCACUUCAAAAAGUGUACACAGAAGAGGACAGCCCGGAAAGUAAAGAACUCAACGUCUCUCCAGACCUCACCUUGCAAGGUCACACUACUCGUAUCAAAGAUUUCAAAUUUUACACUAAUGAAUUUGGACAAUACUUAGUUACUAUUAGUUCUGACGGUAAGAUUGUGGUGUGGGAUAUGGCCACCAAAGAUCAGCUAGCCAUCUUUGAAUGUGGUGAGAGAUUGAAUUGCUUAGCUCUAUGCGAUGAAACGAUUGAAAAGUUUGAGACUAUGAAGAAAAGAGAUCUCGAAGAAGCUGAACUGGGGGAGCAAAGUGAGGCUGAGGAAGAUCCUGAGAAGUUGAAGCAAAUAAUGCUGGGCUCUAAAUCUACCAAGAAGAGCAAGAAGAGCAAAAAGCGGGCCAAGAACAAAAAAGUAGAGAUUCAAUUGGAGUAG
Messenger RNA from Lachancea dasiensis, 1209 nucleotides. NCBI's taxonomy places the organism in Eukaryota, Fungi, Ascomycota, Saccharomycetes, Saccharomycetales, Saccharomycetaceae. The record is from the annotation of a GenBank genome assembly.